GACAGCAUUUACAAACACAGUGUUUUUCGCACUUGUACUCCUUGUGGUGUAUUGUAAAUCGUGUUCAGUCGCAAUUAAUUUUCCGCUUUGUGCACGAGUGAAAUAUUAGUAGUUUACGUUUAUGCACGGUAUUCAUAAAUUCGUCGUUAUUACAUUACGAACUUGUUAACUGUCUAUUGAAGUAACAUUAGGGAAUGACACACACAGUGAUCAUCACAUUAUUGUUUUACGUCGCUGUCACGUUGGCCACAGCGCACAGCAUCAGUAAUGAGUCUGUACUGCCUAUAAUUCUGGUUCCUGGGGAUGGAGGAAGUCAGCUGGAAGCUAAGUUGCACAAACCUGCAGUUGUUCACUAUUUGUGUGAAAAGACGACAAAUGAUUUCUUCAGCUUGUGGUUGAACUUGGAGCUGCUUGUCCCUGUAAUUAUAGACUGUUGGAUAGAUAACAUGAAACUUGUGUACAACAAUCAGACAAGAACAACUUCAAACUCUGAUGGUGUAGAAAUCCGAAUUCCAGGAUUUGGAAAUUCAACUACUGUGGAAUGGAUAGAUCCAAGCAUGGCAUCUGAAGGAGCUUAUUUUAAGGACAUUGCAAACACAUUAGUACCCCUUGGAUAUGAAAGAAAUAUAUCAAUAAGAGGUGCCCCUUAUGAUUUCAGAAAGGCUCCUAAUGAAAAUCAACAGUACUUUGUAGAUCUCAAAAAGCUGGUUGAAGAGACAUAUGGAUUAAAUGGGAACAAACAAGUUAUAUUUUUGGCUCAUAGCAUGGGAGCAUUGAUGACAUUGCACUUUCUGCAAAUGCAAACACAGAGUUGGAAAGACAAACAUAUUCGUGCUUUGGUUACUCUUUCUGGGGCUUGGGGAGGCUCACUCAAAGCCUUGAAAGUUUAUAUGGUCGGUGACGACUUAGGAUCGUAUGUGUUGCGUGAAAGUGUGCUGAAAGAGGAACAAAUAACCUCUCCAAGCCUGGCAUGGUUGUUGCCUUCUACACUCUUUUGGCAUCCUAAUGAAAUCUUAGUACAGACAGACAAGAAAAAUUACACAGUUGAAGACUAUAAAGCCUUUUUCAAGGACAUCAGUUAUCCUGUUGCUUGGGAAAUGCGUAAGGAUGUAGAAAAAUACAGCUUGGAAUUUCAAGCUCCAGGUGUAGAAGUUCAUUGCUUACAUGGUUAUGGUGUUAACACCAUUGAGAGGUUGGUGUAUAAACCAGGAGGAUUUCCUAGUGCAUACCCUGACUUCUUAUAUGGUGAUGGUGAUGGAACAGUAAAUAAACGCAGUUUGGAGGGCUGUCUCCAUUGGCAAGGCAAGCAGAAACAAAAAGUAUAUCAUCAGACUUUUCCAGGUGUGGAUCAUAUGAAUGUGUUAAGAGACAUUCGUGUGCUUGGCUAUCUGAAAAGUUUACUCAAUAAAUUAUAGUUCUUGUACCAUAGUGUAGUGUUUUGAAUUUUUUUAUGCUGUUGUAAGUAGAGACAUGAGUAAAUAGUAUUUUGCAGUAUAAAAGUACACCUGAGAUUUCGUGCUGUACAAAAACUUUGAUUGUUGCAAAGAGAACAGGGUUUCCAUUUCUAUCCACAUGUGAACUUACAUAAAAAUCUCAUAAAAAAUAUUCAAACUAUUGUACAUUAGAAAGUGAGUCUGAAGAAAAAUUAACUUGUUAAUGCUUGAUGAAACAGUAAUUUUUGAUAACUUGGUAUUAGAUAUAAAAUAUAUAUAUAUUUACUAGAAAAGGAGACAUGGAAUAAAUACAGCAAUGAGGGCUUACCGUAUCUCCAAAGGAAUAAAAACUGAUCUGGCUAGAAACUGGUUGGUGAUUGGGAACAAGGUCAUCAACAUUUUUUUUACAUCCUAGUAGAACUAUUGGCUAGAAGGUACUGAUAGAUGAAAUGACAGAAAUGUAAAAAUAUUAUAUGGAUAUUAAUAUAUUACAAUAUUAGGGACACAAGAGACUGUAAGACAUACAGCAAGAAGAGAUUGGCUAGAAGGUACUGAUAGAUGAAAUGACAGAAAUGUAAAAAUAUUAUAGGGAUAUUAAUAUAUUACAAUAUUAGGGACACAAGAGACUGUAAGACAUACAGCAAGAAGAGAUUGAACAAAUGCUUAGAGGUCUUGUGACAAGAAAAGCUUCAAAGGAUAGUUGCCAUUCCAUUGCUUAAUAUUUGGUCAGUUAAACGUGUAUUCUGGCAUGAUUUUCUGGUGUAUGUGGGUUGUAACACUCCAUCCAACAUGUGCUGCAUAUUGGAAAUAAAUCAUUUUUCAUUUUAUAGCAGUAUACUCUGUCAUUUCUCUUCUUAACAGAGCUUCAUAUUCUUAUCGCUCAAUGUUGUUGGAAUAAAUUUGCCCACUGUCAAAUGAGAAGUCCUUCAUUCUAGCAACUCAUUCUUUGUAAAGAGAAUAAAGUAGGAAAAUAAUUUCAUAGUGUAAUUCUUGAUUUAAAAGCUUGUUAAAAACUCAGAUCUAUCUGCCUUGUGCCACAAUGGAUACACUAGUGCAGUAUUCUUUAUCUGGUUUCUCCCCCCCCCCCCCCCCCCACACACUCUAGUGUAUAUUUGUAAAAGUUUUUGUCAUGAAUUUUCAGAAGUUUUAUGCUGUGGUAUAUUGUUAAAUUUUUGGGGUCAGUUCUAGUGUCCGAUACCACCUGUCGGCUUUGACCUAUGACGUAAUGUGUGAUGUUAUUUUGUUUGUGCCGCAGAUUGCUGUAGAUGAACGUUAAAUGAUUUCUCUGGAUUUCCUCGUUACGCACUUAUAUUAAAAAUUCAAUGUAGAUUGUUUUGUUUUCAUCUCGAAAUUUGUUUUCGGCAUCUUUUGUUAAUGAAAGUAGUCGUGAUUUAUAAGGUCUUAAUUUCUCACUCUGUUCGUUAUAGAUGAGUCAGUUGUUUUUACUGUGAAAAUUCUACUUUAGAAAAUGAGUGACCGUAAAUCAACUAUAAAAUGUUUGCAAUCAUUGGGUGUCACUGCUGAAUUUAGCAAGUGCAGUGUCUGUGGAAAUUAUAUAGUUUUGACGAAGGUUGGGUCAUCACGAACUUCUGACGAAUACAUGUGGAGGUCCAGAAAAAAUAACAUAUGGAGAUCCAUAUGCAGGGGGACGUGGUUCGAGAGAUUGAGGCUGAAUUUAGAAGUAAUUGUCAUGUUAACCUAAUAUUUUUGCUAUGAAUAUUCUUGCAAAUCUGCCAUGCACGAAGCAGAGGUUUCGUGUGGCACUGUAGUCGACUGGCUCUCAUUUUGUAGAGAAGUUUGUGGGGAAUUUAUAAAGUAUAGGGGGUCAUUUGGGGGGGCCAGGGGUUAUAGUUGAGGUAGACGAGCCACAUUUUGGAAAGAGAAAGUAUGAAAGGGGGCCCGAGGUUGUUGGGCUUUGGGUUUUUAGAGUAGUAGUUUCUAGAGGAGACUGUUCUGAUGUUGUUGCAUUUAAGGUUGUACCAAAUCGGAAAAAGGAAGUCUUGACAUCUUUAAUAGAAGAAUAUGUUGUAGAAGUUUCUGUAGUCAUGUCAGACGGGUUUGCUUCAUACAAGGGGUUGGGUGAAAGGACUUAUCAUCAUUUGGUUGUGAAUCACAAUAUUCAAUUUAAAGAUUAUAAGAUGGGGGCUGUAAAAUCUGUUGUCGGACGGGGAAAGAGCAGGAUUUCAGUGUUGCAAGGCCAUUUAGAUUAAUACUGUUGGAGGAAGAGUAUUCCUAAAGGUUAUUGUUUAUUUCUUGCCUUUAUGAAAGUACAAAAUGUACAUGCCUUGAUUUGUUAGUUAGGUGUUGGUGGGUCUGAUACUUUUUUCUUGUUUUAUGUUGCGUUUUUUUUCGUUACUGUAUUGUGCGAGUGCUACUUUUUUAGUUUCUCUGCAGGGAGGUUUUUCUGUUGUUUUAAUAUUUUCUGGUUACAAUGGUGGGCCGAGGGCUAUUGUUGUGUCUCUGCCGGAGGGUUUAUGUGAUUGACUCGUGGUUUCAUUUUUUUGUUAUUUUAAAAUUUUGCAUCUGAUUGAGGGCGGGUAGUUGGGAAGAACUGAUUUGGGUGGUACCUCAUUUGUGCCUGGCAGUUUGCAUUUCUUAUUUUUUUUUUCAUUAGUUAUUCUGGAUUUUUCUUCUUUCAUUACAGUUUGACCUCCUAACAAUAUUAUUUCUUGUUAUGUCCUUAUUUCGUUAUUGUCAGCCUUGAUCUUUGACUCCUUAUGAAGUUCAUAUGCGGUAAGUUUCUUUUUAUGUAGCCACUUUUAUGUUUUCCUUUUCGAUGUUUUUGCUAUACUGCUCUUAAUUUUACUUUCAUUCCUGAUGUAUCAGUUCUACUGAGUGUUAUUUUGGCGUUACUGUAUCUGUUGUGACUUUCGUGUAGUAUAGGUAUCGAUUCCAGGGUUUGGUCAUUCUUGCGUUUUAUUCCUUUGCGUGUGCAGUGAUGUGUGUAAAGAUUUUCAUUUCUUGAAAGUCUAGUCAUAUUCUGUAGUUCACUAAGAAGAUCAUUUUUUAAGCACGUUUCUGAUACGUUAUAAGAUCAAACAGUAAUAUUGGAAUCGGUAACUAGAAAUGACCUACAUAGGUUGCUUGUAGUUACUGAUUCCAACUAUUCGACGGUUCAUUAUUUAGAUUGUUUUUGCAGUAUGUGUGGAAAAUAUAAUAUAAUAUACGCACUCAUAAUUGCACUCAUGUUCUUAUUUAUUUCAGUCAUCUUCAACUCGUUUAAAUGAACUUCGCUUGUAAAUAAAAAUUCGUGUUAAAUGUAUUAUUUUAUGGGAUGCUACAUUCGUCUGUUUACGAGUAUGAUCCGUUCCAUUCAUAGAUUGUCCAUUGCAGCAUCUUUGCCUUAUGUAUGACAUCAUUGGUCAAAGCUGACAGGUGGUAUCAGACACUAGAAUUCAUCCAAUUUUUGUAAGUUUAUAGACACAGUUUGUAGAAAGUAUAAGGAUUAUAAUAAUAUGUAAGCAUUCUUUUAAUAGUACAAGGAGAAGAAGAUUGCAUAGAAUCCUAGAAACUUCGCAGUUUCAUUGUAUAAAACAGCUUAUAAGGUGGUUAAUUUCUCGUGGUUAUAAUGUGUUCAUUGUUUAUAAUAUGUAAUGGUAAUUUAUUGAUAAUUUAUUGAAUAUGUAAAAUCAUAUAUGAGUAUGGAAUUUUGUAUGGUAAAUGACUGUAGGUCAUGAGGGAACCUGUUGACUUGGCUUGCGAGAGUAUUACAUGACAGAAACAGUCUUUUCAUAGAGAUGUUUAUACAUUUUUUUUGUAAGAAAAAUUUAAAAACUGAGAAGACCAAUUUUUAAAAAAAAGUGAACUGUAUAAUACAUUGUUUCUGAAAAGAUAAAUUUAUUUUCAUAAUGUGUAGUUAUUUAUUGUAAUUGAACACUGUGUGUUUAUGUAUUGAUUGUUGAUGUACUCUAGUAGGUGUGUACUUAAAUCAAAGAGCUGUUUUGGAUUACAACUUUUUAAUGACCCAAAUUUCUGGCUAGGUCAGUGGGUUGGCUAAUAACAGUUUUAACUUUCUGUGAUGUCAUUUUUCGAUGAACAUUCUAUUAUUAUAUUGUCAUGACAUUGUAGGUUACAGAUUUUCCAUGUCCCCUGUAUAGGGUAUAGUUUGUUAAAGUAAAUUUUAGUAAGACAUUGUAAGUUUUCAGUAAUGUUUAUUAAAUCAAAUAGUCAUAAUUUUUUUCAGUGGAUCAACAGAUUUUGACUGGUCAGUUUCAGUAGCCAAGUAAUGAUUCUUGAUCUAAGGUGGUGUAAAAGUAUACCAAGGUCACCGUUUGUGUGAGGCACCUACCAGUAAACUACAUAUUUUGAUGCAGCCUUAGGCCAAGAAUCAUUCAUGUGUUAUUGAAACUGAUUGAUUAGUUGAAACUGGUCUUGCCGCAGCAGUACUUUAUGUGAGUAAACUGUACUGUUAAAAAGAAAUGUAAUUGCUGUUAGUCUCUGCUGUUAACAUGGCAAACAUGAACAAUCUCAUUUAUGUUGUAGAUUUAUCUUGCUGAGGGAGGUAAAGCAAUGUCAAUGAAUUUUUAGUAUAUGAAAGUAAUCUGAGGUUCCCUAAAACGUCACAUUUAUUUAUAUAUUUUAUGUAAAUUAUUGGGUAAUAUCUGACAAUACAUGCCUGAAAUUUAAAGUUAGUGAAAUUAGCAGGUGAGAAAUAUGAAUGGUAUUGGUUUUUUAUUGGUUGAAUGUUUCCAGAACCUAUGCAGUUUUUUGAGGAUUUACUGUGUAUUUAAAAAUACAUUUAUCUUAAAAAUUGAAGAUAUUAAUCUUUUUAUCAUUAAUUUCUUGUUUGACUGGAAACUUUUAUACUCUCAGUAAUACUGUUUUCCUUCUAUUGAAGUAAUGGUAUGCUUAGUAAUUGUAAGAAGAUUAAACUGUGUAGCAGUGAACAUGGGAUCUUCUCAGGCAGCAUUUGACCCAUACCAUACUAUCUUCAUUUACUGUCAUUGAGGAGCUUGCUAGCCAUUGAAACAUCUUCUCCAACAGGGAUAUUUUGAUCACCCCACUUCUCCAAUUAGGAUCCCUUCUUGUUGAUUUGUACUGUACUUAUAAGAGGGUACUUGCUUAACACAACUCAUCUCCCAAGUAGAAGUUUACCGGACUGCUCCUGGACUCUAUAAGUUUAAUAUGAUAAACUUUUACACAAAGGUUUUCAUCGUAGAAGUUUAAUAUGAUAAACUCUUACAUAACAAUUUUCAUCAGAUGUGUUACAAAUGUCUAUUCUUUUAGAAGCAGUCUUGGGCUGCUACUGAAGAUUUAAGACAGACCAUGUUAGUAAUUUACAGCAGUAAGUUUCUUACCAGUAUAAACACAUCAUCUCUUAAUUACACUGACCAAAAGCUGAUUGCUGCUCUCCUAUUAUCCCACAUCUUUCAGUGAUUCUUGCACUUUGGUUUAUUAGACAUUUUGACAAGGACAGUGUGCAGUAGCGUAUAGAUUGUUGUUUUUGUUCAAGAGAAAAGAAAAUACUUGUCCUGAGUUCGCCAUGGUUUCUUACUUGGAAAUAUGUAAAGAACUUGCUAAUGAAUAUUGCAAUUAUCUAAUGUAAAUGGUAGCCCCACAUUUACUGAAUAGUAAUGUUUUUUUCUUUUUUUCCAACUCUUUGUCAAACCAGCCUCUGCAAAAAUGGUGUUUGUCAUCACUUUUUAAUCACUAGGAUAUACACAUUUUAUGUUAUAUAAACAUAUUAUUGUCCUAAAAUGUCUACUAUCAUAAAAAUUUCUCUAUAGGCAUAUGUUUACUUUUCCUCUGCCCUCCUCACAUACAACGUAGAAAGGUCUUCCAUAUAUUCUUGUGUUCUGUUUGUCUUCCAUUAGACAAAAUGGAAAGGCCAUAUAUUUUAAAUUUCUUAGCUUCCCCUGCAUGCCAUUCUCAUCUUUAUACAAUACCAGUGUUGUUAUAGUACGUCUUUAAAUUGAUUGUUGUUAUUAGAGCUCUACCUCAAUUUAGAAUGUUACCAUUAACUAGCUAGUCUUAUCCACCUUAUGUGAUGUAUUAAGUGAUGUACUUCUUGCAUUUUGUGUGCUGCAAAUGUGUUAAUAAUUUUGUAUUUUAGUUUGUUCCUGCAUUGUUAUUGUAUUGUCAGGUUAAAAUAUUGCUCCUAAAUUGAGAUUUAUAUUCUGGUACUUUAUUUAUUUGUUCUAAUUGGUUAGUUUGUUGAAAGUGUUUGUGAUUUAUUAACUGUUACUUUUGAUGUAGUGUGUACUCCCUAAUAAAAUGGAGGUAAGAUGGCAGAUUUUCUUAUUUUAAUAAGUGUUUGCCAUCUGCAGCUAUUUCAAAAGCAAGUGGUCGGUACAUAUUCUGAUUUAAUAGAUUAAUGAUCAGUGAGCUUAAAUUAGCGAGUGGAAUAACAGAAUUGCAAUAUCUAUGUUCAAAGUGACUACUCAAAUGACUACCGAUAAACUUGUAGUUUCAAUAUUAAGAUGGCUGUGUUUUUUGAAAAUUUAUGUAUUAGUUUACAGCAUUGUAUUCAUUUGUUACAUAUUUCAUUGAUUAAAAACAGAUAUUUUGUUCAUUAGUCAGUCUUUGUUUGCCACAAACCACGUACAUUUUGUUUCUCAUGUGUGUGUUUCCUUUUAGGCAAGGAAAAUCAAUGGACUGUGAUAUAAUUCAAUUGUAUUAUCUCCUGAUUAAAUAAACAGAUUUUGAAAUAAAUGUUGUAUAUACAUUUGG
Molecule: messenger RNA, 8102 nt
Organism: Schistocerca cancellata (South American locust)
Lineage: Eukaryota; Metazoa; Arthropoda; Insecta; Orthoptera; Acrididae
Product: phospholipase A2 group XV-like
Exons: 7
Coding region: 195-1415 (406 amino acids)
Biological process (GO): lipid metabolic process
Source: RefSeq, a predicted model, not a curated record